Molecule: messenger RNA, 4675 nt
Organism: Oncorhynchus tshawytscha (Chinook salmon)
Lineage: Eukaryota; Metazoa; Chordata; Actinopteri; Salmoniformes; Salmonidae
Product: monocarboxylate transporter 7
Biological process (GO): transmembrane transport; monocarboxylic acid transport
Molecular function (GO): monocarboxylic acid transmembrane transporter activity
Source: RefSeq, a predicted model, not a curated record
AGCAGUAUUUGCGCGCCCCCGCUUUGAAGACCGGCUCGAGCCGGUAGGCUAUAAAGAGCUGACAGAACAGUAAGGAAAUAAGGAAACGGUUGAUUUACUUUAACCUGAAGACACAGAUGUGUUUUAUGCAUUCAAGAAAGAGAGGACAGAUACAGUAACCAGGGUAACAUAAUAAGCUAUGAUUCUCCUUGCGGAUCGGACAAGAGGACAUUUUUACAUCAUGCUUAAAAAAGAUGUUGCUUUAGUCCAGAACAUCGAUUCGUCUGAUCGGAAGCGGAAGAGACAGAGCUGGUAGACUAACGUUAUAGGGAGAACAUAGAAAUAACAUACCGAUAAACUAGCUGCUCAUUUUGCCAUUAAAACCUGUUCGUUAUAUUUGACAGUCGACUAUUCCGUGUCGAUCACUUUUCCGACUAGACUGAUCGUCGCUCUGUUGGUGCUCAGACCCAGCCAUGCGGGGGUUAAAGUCAGCGGUGCGGGGGUCCGGGGGGUGCGGGGGUCCGUGUGUGUACGAGGCGGUGCCAGACGGGGGCUGGGGCUGGGCGGUGGCCGUGGCCUUCUUCUUCGUUGAGGUGUUUACUUACGGGACCAUCAAGUCUCUGGGGGUGUUCCUCGAGGACCUCAUGACAGAAUUUGGGGAGAGCAACAGCAGAGUAUCCUGGGUCAUCGCAAUCUGCGUCUUCAUCGUCACAUUCACAGCCCCUCUGUCCUCGGUGCUCAGUAACCGGUUUGGGUACCGUCCCGUAGUGAUUGGGGGUUUUCUGGUCAGUCUGGGUACCAUCAGCUCUGCUUUCGUCUCCUCCAUCAACGAGAUGUACGUCACUAUCGGCAUCGUCUCAGGUCUGGGGUACUGCCUGACCUUCCUGCCCACUAUCACCAUCCUGUCCCAGUACUUCAGCAGGAGGAGGUCCCUGGUCACCGCCCUGGCCUCCUCAGGGGAGUCCUUCGCCAUGUUUGUCUUCGCACCAGCCUUCAUGGCCUUGAAGGAGAUCAUCGGCUGGCGCCACUGCCUCGUCGUCAUCGGUCUCAUGCAGGCCUCCGUGAUUGGCUGCGGCGCUCUGCUUCGACCAAUCAUCAUCCGACCUGACCAGGAAGUGUCAGGGGAGGUGUCCAAUAAGGAGAAGCUGUCCGUUAAGCUGCAGACGGUCUACGAGCUGGAGAAUGAGGACACCCAGACCAACGUUAGCUCAGGGGAGUCUGAGGACUCGGGGGAUUCUGGGGUCACCUCUCUGUCCGCCUCCAGUGCUGACCUCCGGGCCGCCACAGCCGCACAGGACCCCUCAGAGACCCGUGCCCUCAUGGAGGACCAGGGGGAGAAGAACCAGGGGGGACAGGCAGCCCUUGGAACCCCACUGAAUCAGCUGGAGGCUGGGGAGAAAGAGCAGGGUGAGGUGGGUCCCGUUGUCCAACCCUCCAGACCUAAACUUCUAGACUUUUCUGUGUUGAAAGAUGGAGCGUUCAUCUGCUACUCUCUGUUUGGUCUCUUCGCCACGCUGGGGUUCUUCGCCCCGUCUCUCUACAUCAUAGAGCUCAGUAAGAGCCGCGGCGUCCACCCAGAGAAGUCGGCUUACAUGCUCUCUGUAAUGGCGGUGUCUGAGGUCUGCGGGCGCCUGUCCAUCGGGGUCAUUUUAAACAAGGUGCGGAUGCGUAAGACCCAGGUGCUUCUGGGAUGUGUAGUUCUGCUGUGUCUGGUGCUGCUUGCCUUCACCCAGGUGACUGAGUUCUGGGGCCUGGCAGCCUGCUGUUGUCUCUAUGGCUUCCUGAUGGGCACCGUGGGUUCUACACACAUCCCCAUGCUGGCAGAGGACGACGUGGUGGGCAUAGACAGGAUGCCCUCGUCCGUGGGGGUCUAUGUGUGUAUCCAGAGCUUUGCUGGGUUGGCCGGACCACCGCUGGGGGGCCUGUUGGUGGACAAGACCCAGAACUAUGGCUCAGCCUUCUACUCCUGUGCUGUGGGAAUGGGCCUGGGCGCCAUCUUCCUCGCCAUGGUGGGGCCGGCCAAGUCUGGCCUCUGCCACCGCGGGAAGACGAGAAAACAGGAGGAGGAGGAGGAGGAAGGAGAGGAGAGAGGAGGAGAGGAGGAGGAGGAGGAGAAGGUUUCUCAGGACAGUGGAUCAACAGAUUAUCUAGAUGUUGAUCUGGUUGAGGAGACCAGUCCGGCUAAUUGGUCCCCAAAACAGGAGACCAACGUUGUCUGAACGUGGUCUGAACGCGGUUGAAUAGCCAAGACAGAACCACAACCAGGUCUCCUUUGGAUCUUCUGAACUCAAUGGGACGACCUGGUUAAAUAAAGGUUGAAUAUAAAUACAUGACCGCGUUUUGCCGACCGCUGCCUAACUGACCGACCAAGGAGAACCUUGACCACUAGAUACUCACAGGUGGUUAGAAUGGAGAACAAACACUCAACCAUCUGGAAAAUAAGAGAACACACACACACACACACACACACACACGCGCUGUCAAACAUGCUACUGAGAGACUGAGUGCUGGACAAUCACCUCUGUGGUACAGAAUAUAUACACACACACACAUAUACACACACACACACACACUGUCAACAUGCUACUGAGAGACUGAGUGCUGGACAAACACCUCUGUGGUACAGAAUGUAUACACACACACACACACACACACACACACAGCUUUGACCUGUUCACCCUCUCAGAUGUCAUUCACACUUGCAUUGCAGCGAACAACUGUCUUAGGUGCAUUCCUAUUGACCAAGUCUCUCUCCUCAGAGUCAACCAAACUCCAUGCAUGGCUGAGACACAGGCUUUUAACAUGAUUACCACUCUGUCAGUAGUUGAUAUAACCAUGAUAUGACCCCUCUGUUCAUAGUUAUAACCAUGAUACGACCUCUGUUCAUAGUUAAAACCAUGAUAUGACCUCUGUUCAUAGUUAUAACCAUGAUAUGACAUCUGUUCAGUUAUAUCCAUGACAUGACCUCUCUGUUCAUAGUUAAAACCAUGAUAUGACCUCUCGGGUUCAUAGUUAUUACCAUGAUAUGACCUCUCGGGUUCAUUGUUAUAACCAUGACAUGACCUCUCGGGUUCAUAGUUAUAACCAUGAUAUGACCUCUCGGGUUCAUAGUUAUAACCAUGACAUGACCUCUCUGUUCAUAGUUAUAACCAUGAUAUGACCUCUGUUCAUAGUUAUAACCAUGAUAUGACCCUCUGUUCAUAGUUAUAACCAUGAUAUGACCCCGCUGUUCAUAGUUAUAACCAUGAUAUGACAUCUGUUCAGUUAUAUCCAUGACAUGACCUCUCUGUUCAUAGUUAUAACCAUGAUAUGACCUCUCGGGUUCAUAGUUAUUACCAUGAUAUGACCUCUCGGGUUCAUUGUUAUAACCAUGACAUGACCUCUCGGGUUCAUAGUUAUAACCAUGACAUGACCUCUCUGGUUCAUAGUUAUAACCAUGAUAUGACCUCUCGGGUUCAUAGUUAUAACCAUGACAUGACCUCUCGGGUUCAUAGUUAUAACCAUGACAUGACCUCUCGGGUUCAUAGUUAUAACCAUGACAUGACCUCUCGGGUUCAUAGUUAUAACCAUGACAUGACCUCUCGGGUUCAUAGUUAUAACCAUGACAUGACCUUUCUGCUCAUAGUUAUAACCAUGAUAUGACCUCUCUGUUCAUAGUUAUAACCAUGACAUGACCUUUCUGCUCAUAGUUAUAACCAUGACAUGACCUCUCGGGUUCAUAGUUAUAACCAUGACAUGACCUUUCUGCUCAUAGUUAUAACCAUGACAUGACCUCUCGGGUUCAUAGUUAUAACCAUGACAUGACCUCUCGGGUUCAUAGUUAUAACCAUGACAUGACCUCUCGGGUUCAUAGUUAUAACCAUGACAUGACCUCUCGGGUUCAUAGUUAUAACCAUGACAUGACCUUUCUGCUCAUAGUUAUAACCAUGACAUGACCUUUCUGCUCAUAGUUAUAACCAUGACAUGACCUCUCGGGUUCAUAGUUAUAACCACGAUGACUGUUUCUCUGUCUCAACCCCUCAGUUGAUGCCAAAGCCAUGGCAGUAAUAGGCCAAGUCCUGUCUUUAUAUUGAUUACUAUUAUUAUGGUUGAAUCUGAAUGACUUCUGUUAUCCAAACACAAUACCACCACAGUAUUCUGCACAGUCUGUGCACGGUAUGUAUUCGUCAACAGUCUACUUCAUGUACCUAUGUGAUGUAUAAAUGUGAUAUAAAAGUACCAAAUAAGGUCGUAGGUGAAACUAAGAUGUAUGGAUUACAGUGUGAAUGACGAGCAGUUUCAAUUCCGUGGAUCACUGCUUUACCUGUCAAUCAAACAAACAAACAAUCAAAGGUUUUAUUUAUAUUGUGUUUAUUGAAAUAAAAUAUAUAAACACAUUUGAAGCCAAGGCCACAGGGACAAGACGAAACUCUCUAGGAAGGUAGAGGUGGACAUUUGACUACGAAAGUGUUGAUUCCUCGACUCCGAAAACACCCUGGAGUCUUUCACCACCAUAUUAGGCAGGUAAAGACCCUGAGACAAGGAGAGAGGCCGAUCUCCCUCAGACUGGCCUAAAUGCCCUACCCAAAGACUCUGAGUCACUCAGACCUCUUGCACUGAGAUACAGGAUCUAUCAUCUCUGCUGCAACACUCACUGCUGAUCAGCUUUUUUUUAAAUUGAUUAAAUUGAUUUGUUUAUAACAAAUGAACAUUUGAA